UCCAGCUCAGAAAGUUUGACAAGUUUAUCCGCCUCAAUCUUCCGUCUUUUGAGCGCCGAUUAAUUUAUGGUCAAGAAUUGGUCUUGUUUGUUUUCCACAAAUAACAAAAGAAAAUUGGCCUGUUGACCUAAGAGUAAAGUUAUCCAUCUGCGGUUAGACAAACAUUGAAGCCAUGGACAUUGUUCGGAAACUAAUGUCGGGCUUCAGACUUGAUUUAGGACCCGUCAAGGAGCCUUUGGGAUUUAUCCGAGUGCUAGAGUGGCUCUUCACCAUCUUUGCCUUUGCGACCACUGGUGGCUACACCGGGUUCACCACCAUCGCCACAGCCUGCGUAGAUCCUGCAUCCAAUGUCACUGCAAAAUUUGGCUAUCCUUUCAGGCUUAUGAGUCACCCAUUUAACAUACCAAACUGCAACACCAGCCUACCCUCAAACACCUCCUACCUGAUGGGUGACUUCUCCUCCUCCGCCGAGUUCUUCGUGUGCGUGGGAGUCUUCAGCUUCUUGUACUGCACCUUCACCCUGGUUCUGUAUCUAGGCUACCAGCAUGUUUACAGAGAAACCAGCCGAGGGCCCAUCAUUGACCUGGUGGUGACUGGCGCCUUCGCCUUUCUGUGGCUUGUAUCAUCCUCCGCCUGGGCAAAAGGUUUGAACGACGUGAAGUCCGCCACCAGUCCAGAGACUCUGAUAGACUACUGCCAUCCACGUUGUACUAUCAAGACUCACCCUGCCAUGGGACGCCUCAAUGCCUCAGUGAUUUUUGGAUUCCUGAAUCUUAUCUUGUGGGCCGGUAACUGUUGGUUCAUCUAUAAGGAGACUCCAUUCCACAAGCCUGUUCAGCCACCUCCCAAUGUAGAGGAAGGAGGUCCAAGCUCCUAAUUGGACAAGGCAGACUCCUCCCUCUCCUUUUAACCAAUCAAAACCUAGGUGUGCCACUGUUGGUUCUCAUCGUGUCACCCUAAUGCAAAGUUACGUUUGACAGGCAAAGGCUUUGACACACAACCAAAAGGUCCAGCUGUACGCAGUGGAAUACACUACCUUCAUAUGUACCAAGAUAAAUGCUCAUUAUUGGAUGUUUCAGUUUGUUUUAUUUUUCUCUUCAUUAUACGUACGUCUGUCUUUGUUGCAUUGUCUACAGCAAGUGUUUUCAUUCAGGUCCCAUACUGCAAAUCCAGGGGGGUGUCAAUCUCUUGGAAUACAGCUGCAAACUUGGCUUGCACUCUUACUAAUUUUUUUUUCUUUUCUUUCCCUUCACUGUUGGUGGAGAUUUUGUAUUUUCACAGUUAGUGGUUAUAUGUAUGUGUGCCUCUAUUCUCCUCAGUUGGGGAAAAUCAGCAGGCUAAUCGACCGUCUGUUUGAGUGUGCUCACCUUUCCCAUAUGACAGAGCAAAGUCAAAAUGCAUUUCAGUUGCUCCUGCUCUCACUCUUCAAGUAUUGUAUACACUAACUACCUUCAUCUCCUUUUGCACUGAUAUGGCAUCUCCCGCCUCCCUACAAACACUAAGUGCUUGUGUAGAUGUUUCAAGCUAUUUAUUUUUAUAGGAAAGUGCCUUGAUCAUUGACAUCUGUUAUCUCAGUGCCUUUCUCAUUGCAGUUUGGCUUACAGUGAAUCUGGCUGUAGGUUGACUUAUGAUGAAUUUAUUUUUAUGAGAAAGUACCUUGAUUAUUAACAUCUGGUAUCUCAUUGCUUUUCUCAAGGAAGGUUAUGUUGAAUCUUUUUAAGUCACUCACUGACAAAUCAUACUUGUCUUUCAUAUUUGCUCCAGGUUUUAUAUAUUUUGCUAGACAUUGCAUAAUUGUAUUACAUCAUAAUAUACUUUUCCAGUACCCUGGGUAAAAUUCCUAGUUGCCUGUUUCUUAGUGUAACAGUUUGGAUUUAACUGUGUGUGAACCAUUUAACACUCAUUUUUUUCAGGCACUUCAGAUCAUAUAUCUGACCUUUAUUUAUAGAAAGGCACAAGCCACAUUUUCUGAUAUUUUCAUUAAGCAAUCUGAUUUUUACUGAUGGUGGUGUUCACCUGCGUGAUUUCAAAGUCUUAGUCCUCUAGAUCAUUAUUUUGAUUAAUUUUUCUGCUCAUAAAAAAAAAACACUAUAGGGACUGUAUCACUUAGAGCAGGUUUUUAUAUAAUUAUAAAUUGUAACAAUUGAUAUCAAAUAACUACUGUAGUUAAUUUAUAAUUUCUAUUUUGAUCAUGAUAUGCAAAUGAUCGUCUUUAUAUGAUUGUAGUAAAUAGCAUGAAAGACCUCCACAAGUCCAACUGUCUUUGAGGUUGUUUUUUUUUAUUAUUACUGAUUAAUAUUACGCUUUGUUCCUUUUAUUUUUGUUUAAGUUAUUGUUUUACUUUCACAGUAUAUACCUUAUAAUGGCCCUAACCUGUCUGGUAAUGUGUUUGCCAAGUUAAAAUUUCCUUAAUUAAAGUGUCCCAAAUACUAGCCCCCUUAGAAGUCUUAUUUCAGCAGUAGCUGAGGGAAACACAAUUACCACCCUAAAUGAUUUGCCACAGCCUGUUUCAAACUGGAGACAUUUUGAGAAACCUGUUCUCUUCUGUAAAAAAAAAAAAAAAAAAAAAAAAAAAAAAAAAUUAUAUAUAUAUAUAUAAAAUAUAUAUAAUUUUACGUUUUUUCAAUUGGGAGUGGUGAGAGUGCAUUGCUGUUGCGUUUUGUAUCUUUUUCUUUUGUUGAUAAGAUCCGAAGAAAACAAUAUUAACCACGUUUGUUUGCAACUUCUGUAUGUGAAGUAUUAAAUGAGGAGCGCUUCA
Electrophorus electricus (electric eel) is the source of this 2758-nucleotide messenger RNA. RefSeq names its product synaptophysin-like 2a (gene sypl2a). The record is from RefSeq and is a predicted model, not a curated record. NCBI's taxonomy places the organism in Eukaryota, Metazoa, Chordata, Actinopteri, Gymnotiformes, Gymnotidae. Gene Ontology annotation, cellular component: synaptic vesicle membrane; synaptic vesicle.